UCCCGUGCCUGGUGAAUCGGUCAGUGGUCGAACAGUGGACGUUCCGUUAUCGACAGGACAAAGGGUGAUCGGGCGAGGAGAUGUCUCGGUAAAGAGCGUGGAUCGACUAGAAGCGACGAGAGAGUGUCGGCGCCGCGCCGUCACGACGCGACGCAGCCGCAUCUGUACCCAGCUUCCAGACGACGUAAGGGAGGAAGCUGGUCGAAAAGGGAGACAUAGUGAGCGUGCCGCUCCCGAAGCAGACGCUGUGAGAGCUGCCAGCAUUUACCCUCGACGGCAUCGACGCGAUAGUACGCGCCAGGAUCCUCUCCUGAGUGUUGGGUGAACCAUCGAGUCUCGCGACAGAACCACGGGAAUCGGCACGUGUGACCAUCGCAAUUUAUUCCAAUUUCACCAACCAAACGUCCCUCGGGUUGACGAAACUCGUCCGUGGUCGAUUUUGAUCGGUGUGCCUGGAACGCCCGAGGUUUCGUUUUGAAUUUAAUCGCCAGGACGACGAGGAUCGAAACCCUCGAUGACGGAAGUGCCAACCAUGACCACCUGUGAAUGGAUUUAAGGAAUUUCUCGCUUAGAAAAUAGCAGUGUCGUUCGUCGUUACACGACUGGAGCUUUUUCAUUAUCUUGUUUUUAUUUCUUUAUUUUUUCUGUUUCUCCUGAGUGAGUGGUGGGAUUGGCGUCGACGACCGCGUUGCUGCUGAAGCCUGUUGACACGAACGUUACUGGUAAUAUGAUCGAUGACUAUUUGAUGCCUUAAAACAAACCGGCAUGAAAUAUUUGAAAAUUGUUCUAUUCGCGCUCAACUUGUUGAUAUUGUUGGCAGGGGGUACGGUACUCGGUAUAGGGUUGCAGUUUGAGCCAAGCAAAGGACAUCUCUUAAAUCUCUUCGUACCUGACGCCACGCCGCACGUGACUAGUAACUCAAUAGCUUACAGUUUACUCGGGCUCGGUGUCACGGUGGUCGCAGUCGGUUUCUUCGGAUGUUGCUUCGUUUUGCGCAAAAAUCAAUGCAUUUUAGCCUAUAUGUGCAUGCUGGUCGCGCUGAUCGUCACAGAACUGAUAACAGCCAUUGUCGGGGGAGUGAUGACGUUUCAAAUACUGUCCGGAUUAGAAGAGAGACUCAUUAGCAAAUUAGCCGACGACUACGGCCACGAACCGAACAGCGACCCAUUUAGCCAAAGUCUCGACUUCGCGCAGUAUAAGUUUAAUUGCUGUGGAAUACAUGGAUACGGGGACUACAAUGGCACGGCCUGGUGGAGAGACGGGCAAAUUUCAGGAACCAGAAGGCAGGUCCCUCUCACGUGCUGCGUUUUAAAAAAUACCGAGAAAACGAAUACAGGAAGUCCGAUGAGCUUUGUGUCAAGAGUGUUUCACAAAAUUAAUACUGAGGAACCGUGGUUACAUCCAAAGCCAAAGGACGAGGCAGCGUGUCAAGUGGAAGAUAAAGAGGGUCACGAUGGAUAUCGACAUAAAGAGGGUUGUCUCGGUAAAAUCACCAGUUGGCUGCAGAGUGAGAGUUUCACUUUAGUGAUUCUGGGCAUGGGGAUGGCUGGCAUACAAACGUUCGGAAUCAUAACUUCAGCUUUCCUUUGUCGAACGAUAAGAGACAUGGAAGUGGACUGAGCGACGGUAUCCACGCCCGUGAACGCAAAGCAGGAAGGAAAUCAAUUUCAGGUUCCCCGUGGGUGAUUGCGUGGAAAACGGAUGCGUAUUCUUGACAUAGCGUUAUUUUGCAAUGAUAAAGAUCAUGGGAACGACACACGCGAUAGCGAUUGGUCGUUAGGAGAACGAUAAGGAUAAGACGCUGGUUUAGUCACAAUUAAUUCGAGGGACACUCGGAGGGGUUGCGAACUUCGUUGUAUGAUAGAAAGCUGUGCUUGCUCGGAACCUUCUAAGCAAUUCCCGUCCCUUAUGUGUGUUUCAAGGAAUAUCGUACCAAUUCGAAUAAGAGCGAAGUAUAUAUAUAUUAUAUAUUAAUCCUGUACAUAGACGUUAGUCACUUCGUGUUCACUCCGAGUACGAAUGUCGCAAAAUUAUCGUUUACUCUGUGAUUCACUGCGAAGACGUCGUUGAUAAGUAUAAAUUCGAACAUGAGACGAGUAACUUUAAUAUUAGGAUUGAUAAGUUGCUCUUUGAAUAAAGUUGAAUGGGUAUUGUGGAAGACGAUUCUUCUCCCCUUGUUGGUGUGUUAGAGCAAUAUAUUAAAGGGAGGAAUUGUCUUCCUAAAUAUGAAUUUGAAUGCGUUUGAGAGUAUGAUUUCCGUGCCAUUUGUUUAUAUUUAAAUUAUAUAAAUUCAAAUAAUUCAUAACAUUUAUAAUUGAGCCGUUCAUUGCACAAAUCGAUUAACUCUAUAAAAGAAAAAUUUGAGAAAUGCGAUCAAAAUGCCCUCUGAAAUAAAUUAUUUAUUACUCAAUGACCAAAAAGAUGUUGUCGUUCAAUGGUGUUCAUUUUUAUUAUUCGAGAAAGUUAUUAUAAAUAUAAAAAGUUAUGACUAUACCAAGUGCUUCGACACUUUAAUAAGAUUUUUCAAAAAAUGGAGUUAAUCGAUUUGUGCAGCUCAAUUAUGAUUAUGAAUCAAUUAUAAAAAUAAAAUCAAUAAUGAAUUUAAAAUUACAUUUGCCUGGAUUUACUACGUUCAAAUAUUUGCGAAUGAUAGCGUAAACAACAAACAUAAUACACGAGGUAACGUAAAUUUCGUAAACAAAAUUUGUUGAUACUGUUAUUUGAACAUCGAUAGAUUAAUCAAAACAGAGAAUACAAUUAGUUUCCUUUGUGGUAAACCAAAAUAUGAUGCAACGUUAAAGACACCGUGGAAUACCAAUGUUAAAGUUACUCUCUUUGUAAAAUGAUUUGUAAAUACACGCAACCGACGAUGAGGACGCGUUGUGCGAACGAAGCGAUCGCGCAAUGAAACUGAAGAAAAUAUUUUCACUUUCCCCGAAUCUCGUUCGACACGCGACACGAACUCAUUUUCCGCGUUGGGUCUGCUCUAUUGUUAAAAUCAUUAACUAAUGUUACGUCGACAAUAUUUACAACGAAUUUCAUAACAACGUCUGACAAACUUAUGCGUCAUCAAUUUAUAAGUACUCAGAUAGCAAUUGUCAUCGACACGUACUUUCAUCGAUAAUAUGUUUCCGACAAAAUUUGUUUGUAAAUUGAAUCUAUUUGGUAUUAUAAUACUAUCAAUCGGCUUAAUCGUCCGUUCAUGUGACAAAUUUGACGUCAUGAAAUUGUAUUAUAGAUCAAAAUUCGUGUCGAUGAAUGAACAAUGCCGAAAAAUUAGUGUCGAUGUAUGUACAUGCACGUUGACAACCCGUGAGGUCCUUCAAAGUCAAUAUAGGAUAAACAUUAUCGGAAAAAAAUUGUCAAUGAAACGUUCGUUGACGAUUUUACGCAGACUCCGCCGUGUCACCCUCGCGAUUUAUAUACAUUGGCACGCGCAUAUGUUCGAAACGACCUUGUGAUUUUUUACUGGAGAAAAAUAUCCGUCGAAGAGUGAAUGUACGCAGUUAUUAUGUAUAUGUGUGUGGUAGAAAUUCAUAGUUGCCUACCAAUCGCUUACGAGAAAACGGGGUGCACGUUUCGUAAUGGGAAACGGAGAUAUGCAUCCCCUCUACGAUAGUCUCUAUAACGCCACCGAGAGGGUGUUUUUAUGUUCGUGGGUAACCUUGAGGGAUGAUAAAAGAAUCUAUUACAAUAACACGUGCCAAGUAAAGUGUACCUUGCGAUAAGCGAAUCUAACUUUGUUACACGUUUAUUUUCUUAUGACGUUUAUUGGACGUUUUUUCGCGCAUUCGUAAAUGAUAUAGUAGAGAAACAAUAAAAAUCACUGCUCUCU
This is a messenger RNA of Hylaeus anthracinus, 3835 nucleotides long. Its product is annotated as CD151 antigen-like. The transcript is spliced from 9 exons. NCBI's taxonomy places the organism in Eukaryota, Metazoa, Arthropoda, Insecta, Hymenoptera, Colletidae. Gene Ontology annotation, cellular component: membrane. Bases 766 to 1620 code for a protein of 284 amino acids. The record is from RefSeq and is a predicted model, not a curated record.